GCAAGAAAAUAUCAGUUUUGCGAGGGGCCCCGCCCCACGGGAUGGUGGGGAAACUUGGACUCCUCAGGGCCAUCGUCACCUUCACGAGGAAUAAAACAUCUGCCAUUUAUUUCUGCACAAUGCAAGGGCAUGGCGGUCGGUAUGCGUACUCCGCCCUGGACGACGACGGCGGGUCCGGGGCUGGGGAGCGGGCUGACCGCAUGGAGUUGGACCGACACGGACCAGUAGGCACAACCCGCGAGACCGCAGCGCAUGCAGCCAAGACCUACACCAAGACCCGACAACGCUACACUAUGAUCGACCACCUGCGCGAGAUUGGGUCCCGCAUCGACAAGAACUGGUUCAGCGUGCGGGACACGAUCGUCAAGACCGAGCGCCUGAUGACCCUACAGCCCCACGACCCCAUCGCCCCCGUCCCCAUCCUGCCUGGCACGAGGGAGGCGCUCAUCGAACUUUUCCAGGCACUGCAGCAUCCCUACAUCUACCCUGUACUAGACCUGGACUUCGCGACAGUGUCGUCCCACUCCUACAUCGUCAUCAUCCAACCCACCAACCCCAAAGGAACCCUGAAGGAUCUCAUUUAUAGGAGCCACUGGCAGCAGGACUGGGCAGAAAAAUACCAUCAAAGAGCUAGCGGGCUACCACUGAAGCAGGUGCAACGUUUGGGGAGACAAAUCCUCGAGGCUUUGCUCUUCUUGCAGGACAGAGGUUUUCCCCCCUGUGGCCACAUCCACAGUGGCAACAUCGUACUGCAGAACGGCGUUGCCAGAUUAUCCGGCUUGGAGAAUACCUUGUUCGGUUUCACGUCACGGAUCUUCCCAAUAAUCAAAAAACGGCUUAGAGAAAACCGAGACGCCAUUGAUUCGCUCUGUUUCGGUCACGUAUUGUUCGAGAUGUGCGCAGGCUACGAGCUCUCCACGGCUCAUCCUUCCGCUCGACAUCUGGAAGACAUCCAGGCUUACCAGCCAGUCAUCAAAGUGUUGGACUACAUCUUCGGGUGCGGUGAGAACUACCCAAGCAUCGAAGACAUCCUCUGUUGCGACUUCUUCAGAAACCUCGACCUCAGAGAGAUGAAGGCCAUGCCUUUGCCUUUUCAGCUUAACUACUCGCCGGCGGUACGUCAAAUCCUGAAGGAAGUACGUCGCCAUCAGAAACAAAGAGGACGUGGCCGGCGCACUCCCGCAGAGGGUGACAUUGGGGCCAUGGACCCACUAAGCAACGGGGGGUCCACACCCACGAACAGCAGUGAGGCUUCCACAGGGGGUGCACCCACUGAGGAGCUGCCUCCCCACCCUCUCCCCAACUCAACCCAUCCUUCCCCUCACGCUUCCCCUCACCCAGCCAUGGCCCACCUCCCCCCAAACCUCGUAGCCCCUCAUAUGGGUGCACCUAACCCCUUGCAACCAUACUCGGCACCACAGCUGUUAAGCCAGCACCAUCUAAGCCAACAACAUAUAAACCACCAUCAUUCAAGCCAACAACAUCUAAACCAGCCUCACCUAAGCCAGGGACAUCUAAACCAGCCUCACCUGAGCCAGGGACAUCUAAACCAGCCCCACCUAAACCAGCCUCAUCUAAACCAAGCACAUUUCGACCCAAACGCCUUCCCGCUGCAGCCUGAGCUACCGACUGCCAUGUACGCAGCUUCCGUCGACAUGUCUUCUUCUCAAGAUCCUGCGCGUUCGCACCAGACGCCUGGUGCUUCUCUGCACCACAGUGCACGCUUUGCACCGGCGCACCAGCACGCAAGUCGACUCUUAGCACCCAACGGAAGCACCAACAGCACCAGCACCACGAGGCAGGCAACUUCACCAAGUCCUCCACCGGGAAGUGAAAUCUACCACACUCCCCCACACUCUCCCCCUACUCCUUCCCACCUUUACCAAAAUGCUGAAAGUGACAUUAGACCAAUUUACCACUCAGCGACUUCCCCGGAAAUUGCAAAAUCUCUUUCUGUCCCUAAGAUAACAACUUCCCGAUACCCCAGCAAAUAUUCCUCGAGCAACCUUAACAGCCUCGCCAGAUCGGCAUCAGCUGCUAACGAUCCUUUAAAUAUUAAUCUUUUAUCCCCCACACCUCGACCGUACAAUUCAUCUAAUCUUGAACCUGAAAGAUUGAACUCCUCCGAGUCCAUCCAUCCCAGUACUAGAAGCUUUUCGAAAUUUUCCAGCAACAAAUCUUACAAUAGUUCUUCCCAUUGCUUAACAGACAUGAAAGAUUCCUCGUCAGUUUCUCUCGUAAAUUUUGCUUCUGCCAGCAACAACAAUAAAACUUCCCCCGAUAUACAGUACAGCAAUAGUAGCUUUAUUACCUCAAACUCGACUUCGUCAGCAAAAAGCCCUUCUCCUUUACUGACGUCAGCGGUGGGGGCUUGGAGCGGCAGCACCGGUAGACCAAACACCGGUUACCGUUGAAGACGAUUGAACAUCAUUCGUAUCACCGUCUGCACCUACUUUACAUGGCUUCUCGCUUCCGCUCGCAAUUCCUCGAGAACUGCGAACUGCUCCUUGGUUCUGAUAUCGUUUUCAUAUGCUGCAAGAUAUCCCAAAUAUCAUAUGAUGUGCUCUACAUGAAUAAGACGCGUUACGUUUCACUUAUUGCUUAAGAAUUGCAGGAUUCUUCUUCAGUUCUCAAAUCAAGUCCCGUUCUUCAUGGCAUCCCAAAAAUCCCUGAUCUCUCCAAGAAUGAGACAUGCUUCAAACUUCACUUAUUGCUUGGGCAAAAUAAUACAAUCAAUCAGUCGACAUUGUGGCCAGCUGCUUCAGGAUACCCCAAGAAUCCUGGUUUUUCACUUCACUUACUGAUAGAUAAAUGCAAUAUAAUUCCAAAAUGCAAAUGAACUUACGUCUGACAAACUUACGUCUUACGCUUCGUUUGUCAAAAUUGCAGCAGUGACCAUUUUGAUCAUUUCAUGUCCAGUGUUAUUCUAAAUGAUGAAC
Molecule: messenger RNA, 2939 nt
Organism: Hyalella azteca
Lineage: Eukaryota; Metazoa; Arthropoda; Malacostraca; Amphipoda; Hyalellidae
Gene: Slob
Product: PX domain-containing protein kinase-like protein
Exons: 12
Coding region: 42-2414 (790 amino acids)
Source: RefSeq, a predicted model, not a curated record